UGUGACCAUCCAAUUACACUCGAGCUUGUGGUUACCAGGAAGUGCAGGACGCCAGAAAGAUACUCUUCUCAUCAACUUUUUCUAACCUUAAAUUGUAAUUUUCUGUCGUAACUUUUACAGAAACAGGACUCUGUUAUCGCGGUCACACACGUUGCUUCUGCUGCCAGCAUAAAGGCGUUCUCAGCACAGUCCACAACCAGCUCGCUUAAAUGUGACGGCAGGAUUUGCCCAGCUAGCUUGUGCUGCUAACACAACUUAGUAAACAAGAACAGGGAAGAUACCUUCUGCCAGCUGCAGUCAUUAACCUUGUCGCCCCGCGGACUGAACGACUUUUCCGCAGAUGAUCGAUAUGACUAGCACUGUGCUGCAAGUCGGUACCGGUGUUGUUGUCAUUGUGAUCGUUUGGAUCGCAGCUCUUGUGGUAGGGACCAUUCUGCUGAGAGCCGAUGGAUCGGCAAAGUUAGGAGUCAUCCCCACUACCCUCCUGGCUCUCACCAUCACUCUGGUGCUGGUGUUCUUCCCUCGGAGCCCAGAGACGCCUCUUCCUUUCAAAGAGAUGGAGAUAGUCGACACCUUCUUCAUUGGCCGCUACGUUCUCCUGGCUGUGGUGGGGACAGUUUUCCUGGUGGCGUUGUUCAUGCUGCUGCCCUUGCACUUCCUGGAGCCGGUGCAUGCUAAGGCUUUAAGGACGUACUAGGAGGCCAGCAUCGUUGGCGGCAGCAGGGUCACAUCCUCCAAGAUGCAGAACGCAGGGAAAACAGGGUUGAUGGGGGAGCAGAAGAAUCUCUCCCUGUUGUGAAGAACUGAGACUGCUCUAAAAACGAAUGCCAGCAUUCUCUCAAUGAACUUCUGAAACUUCUUACAUCUCUUUUUUUAUUAUUUUUGAUUUGUAAGUAGCAGUGCUUGUCACAAAUGUAACUUUUGAAUCAGUUUUUCUCUUAACUUCUAGAGUCAGUUUUCAUCUCCUCUAGAUAAACUUAAGAGGUGCUCAGUGUUUUUGUCCUGUUUCUUCUCAGUGUAGAUGGGUGAAGUCCUUCCCUGUCACACUGGUUCCUUUUUGCCAUGUCUGUUGUUUUAUCAAACAUAAACAAAAUAGUAACAGAAAGAUGUGAAUCACAUUUUGUGGAGCAUUAGGCCUUGUCACAGUUUUGAACUACAGCUCCCGUUUAAAAGUAAUCACCCCCUGUAAUGUUCAAAUGUGACCUGUCUGACAAGAAAGUUUACAGAAACAUCUCCAGUGUCAAAGUAAAAACUGAUUUCCACAAAUUAAUGACAGCUAAGUAAAAAUACAUCAUAAAAUUUCAUAAUGUUUCAAAGUAGCCUGACCAUUGCGUUCGUACGUAGUUCUGCUCGAUUCUCAUCUCCCUUCUGUGCUCUGCCUGGGAUUUCUCCCAUUGAGCUAGAUUUCUCUGGUUGAAUUUCAGUUGGACCAAUCGGGGAACAAGAAGGAGUUGUGAACAAUGAGGUAAAUUUUCAGUGCUGUUUUAGAAUUCCAGUCUGCCUAUCGAAGGUUGUAGUUUGGCAACAGCAACAGAGGAAGUGAAUGAAGCCACUCAGUUAUGUGUCGACCAUGUUUCAACUGAGCCCACACCUCCAGCAAUUGAUUGUUUCUCAAUAGCCGAGGGUCCGGACUCUGUACGAAGUAAAGCGUAGAACAAG
Messenger RNA from Poecilia reticulata (guppy), 1659 nucleotides. It is a transcript of the gene tmem218, whose product is annotated as transmembrane protein 218. NCBI's taxonomy places the organism in Eukaryota, Metazoa, Chordata, Actinopteri, Cyprinodontiformes, Poeciliidae. The record is from RefSeq and is a predicted model, not a curated record.